UCGUUCCAUUUGCCUUCUAACCAGAGUUCAGCAGGCACUCUUCUCCUUUAUCAUCUCUCAUUUCUCCCCAAGAUGCUGUUGGUCGACGAAAAUCAUCAAAUGCUUGGCGACUAAGCGAAACGGCGUGGCCGUCAAAACGUUCGCCGCUUAUCUCGUACCUUGUCCAAGAGCAACGCAGCCACCGAACUGAACUGCACACCUCUCGCCGUGCUAGCCAGUUGGUUUCGAGAGAUACGGCAUGGAUGUGUCCAAGCUAUUGCAAAUCUGCCAUCUCUGGGGUACAGCUUCCCAGGGUCAGCUGUUCACCGUGCAUGGUAGGAUUGGCAGCUUGGCCCUGGUCCAUCGUCAGAUGAUCACAACCAUGAUUGCGGGGAUCCUUGCGUCUGUCUCGCUGGGCCAGCCCCGAUCCAUGAUACAACACUACCGCCCUACUUCGAAUCGAGAGACACAAGAGGGCGUCGUUUGUGAUGCUCGCACAGCGCGCAGCCCAGGUGAUUGGGCAUCAACGGGGCUCCAAGGGCCGGGGGAGAGAGAAAUCUCAAAGACUUGCUCAGCCUUGUCGUGCGGGCAAAACCGUUCUACUGGGACGAGUCAAGCAUCCCAGGUCGACCCUCAUGCAGCAGGUCCCUUGCCAAUGACGCCCGCAGCUGCAGGAGAGGAUUACAUGCGUGCAUUAUUUUUGGGGACGGGCCCUUGGUAACGAAAAUACAUACGAUACUCAUACAUGCGCGUGUGC
Molecule: messenger RNA, 736 nt
Organism: Trichoderma harzianum CBS 226.95
Lineage: Eukaryota; Fungi; Ascomycota; Sordariomycetes; Hypocreales; Hypocreaceae
Exons: 1
Coding region: 239-700 (153 amino acids)
Source: RefSeq, a predicted model, not a curated record